AUGUCUAAUAAAAACUUAGGGAAUAAAAAGACGUUUACCUAUUUAACAUAUACAUGGAUGAAUUUCUAAAGGGGCUAUUUCAUAAGUUUUAUUUUAAAGUCAACUUUUUGGGAUAUAUAGAUGACAUCGUUUUUUAAUUAGGUAAAGGAAAAUCGCCACCCUAUUACAAAAAAAAGAAGAACAUUAAGUUUAAUGGAACUUGAAAUCAAAUAAAAGGUAAUGCGGCAUCUUACCAAUAAAACGUAAUAUCUAUAAGGAUUACAUCCUAAAAAUAGUUAUAGAUACCUUGGAAUAGAGGUUUUAUUUAAUAUGGUCUUAUAAAACUCACUUUAAACAGUUUAAAACAAAGAUAAAUUUUAUUAGGUACAAAACUAAUGCAUCUAACAUUAAGAAUGA
Messenger RNA from Paramecium octaurelia, 396 nucleotides. NCBI's taxonomy places the organism in Eukaryota, Ciliophora, Oligohymenophorea, Peniculida, Parameciidae. The record is from the annotation of a GenBank genome assembly.